Molecule: messenger RNA, 4195 nt
Organism: Scatophagus argus
Lineage: Eukaryota; Metazoa; Chordata; Actinopteri; Scatophagidae
Gene: epb41l3b
Product: erythrocyte membrane protein band 4.1-like 3b
Exons: 27
Coding region: 364-4002 (1212 amino acids)
Biological process (GO): cortical actin cytoskeleton organization
Cellular component (GO): cytoskeleton; plasma membrane
Molecular function (GO): structural molecule activity; actin binding
Source: RefSeq, a predicted model, not a curated record
GCAGAACUCCAGUCAGUGAAGUUGGUUGACAUGAAUGCAUGAGUUUUUGUUUCUUUUUUCGCGAGCUGUGUGCAGCGUUAGCACACUGUUGAGUGUCGUUAACAUCUGGAAAAGGUGGUUUCCACAAUGAGUCACAGCGUGUGUCCACUCAAGCCAUGUUUUGUUUCAUUUUCAUGUCUUGCUGGUGCGCCGGGGUUUUCAAACACACUGUGACCCGCUGCUGCGACUUGGAAUGUGAAAUGCUGCAUGGUGGAGUUUGAUAGGCUGCUGGAGCGGGGGGAACUGCAGCAGAGUAGCACCGCUGUCAGGAAGCUCAAGUCGCAUAGCCAGCUGGACGAGGACGGUUUACCUGCGUGAUUUACCAUGACAACUGAAUCAGGGGCAGAUUCGGAGGCCAAGCAGCCGCAGGAGAACAAGGAGGCAGAGAAGGGAAAAGCUACAGCGGCCGAACCCGCCUCGCCUCAGAACCAGCCGGAGCAGCUCCCCGCCGCCGCCGGACACAGCACGCCGGCCAGGAAAGAACAGGAGCAGCAGGACGAGGACCAGGUGUCCCACAGGUCAUCCACCAGUCGUCUGUCCAGGUCUCCUUUGAGAGGAGUGAAGAAAGUGAAGAUCAUGCAGUGCAAAGUCACCCUGCUCGAUGGCUCCGACUACACACUCAAUAUGGAGAAACGAGGCAAGGGCCAAGUGCUCUUUGAUAAAGUCUGUGAACACCUCAAUCUCCUGGAGAAGGACUACUUUGGCAUCACAUACAGAGAUGUAGAGAAUCAGAAGAACUGGCUAGACCCCUCCAAAGAGCUGAAGAAGCAGAUCAGGACUGGUCCCUGGAACUUCGCUUUCAACGUUAAGUUUUACCCUCCAGAUCCUUCCCAGCUGACUGAGGACAUCACAAGGUACUACCUGUGUCUGCAGCUGAGAGAUGAUGUGGUUUCAGGCCGUCUGCCCUGCUCCUUUGCCACCCACACGGUCCUGGGCUCCUACACAGUGCAGUCUGAGCUGGGAGACUACGACCCAGACGAACUGGGCAGCGACUACAUCAGCGAGCUGCGCUUCGCACCCAACCAGACCAAAGAGCUAGAGGAGAAGGUCAUGGAGCUCCACAAGACCUACAAGGGGAUGACACCAGCUGAGGCAGAGAUUCACUUCCUGGAAAACGCCAAGAAGCUUUCCAUGUACGGCGUGGACCUCCACCACGCUAAGGACUCUGAAGGCGUGGAGAUCAUGUUGGGAGUUUGUGCAAGUGGCCUGCUCAUCUACAGAGACAGGCUGCGGAUUAACAGGUUCGCUUGGCCCAAAAUCCUCAAGAUCUCCUACAAGAGGAACAAUUUCUACAUCAAGAUUCGGCCUGGCGAGUUUGAGCAGUUUGAAAGCACAAUUGGUUUCAAGCUUCCAAAUCAUCGCGCUGCCAAAAGGCUCUGGAAGGUCUGUGUCGAGCACCACACCUUCUUCAGGCUCGUAUCCCCCGAGGCGCCCCCCAAGAAGUUCCUGAGCCUCGGCUCCAAGUUUCGCUACAGCGGCAGAACGCAGGCUCAGACACGCAGGGCCAGCUCCCAGAUCAUCAGACCUGCUCCGUUCUUCGAACGCUCCUCCAGCAAACGCUACAACAUGUCCCGCAGCUUAGAUGGAGCACCCAUUAUGGAGAACCACGAGACUCUCAUGAAGGACAGCGCCGCUGACGGGCCAGCCAAAGUCAUCGCCAAGGGAGAGAUUAUCACCACUGUAACGCCAGAGAAGAAAGCGGAGGAAGAGAAGGCGGAGCAGGAAGACGCUCAGUUGAACGCCACAGAGACGCCAGAGCCUGCUGUCUCAACACCGCUCAAACAAGACACAAAGUGUUCCCCUUGUGUAUACACAACUGACCCCCUUCGCUCUGAGCUCUCACUCCCCUCAUCUCCCGUUUCAUCAACUAAAGUGCGGCGGAGGCGCAGGGAGAACGCGCAUAAGCGGGCUUCGUCGGUCAGUCCAGCCAAGUGCACCGCUGGGCGCCGUCGCCGGCAAGCCCUCGCCGACCGCAAAGCCGCCCUGCUGGAUGAGCAGGCGCUGCUGCUCUCCGCCCGCAAGCAGAGGCUAGAGCAGGGCAAGAGCCGCGGUGGCACGCUCUUCUCCUUCUCCCUGCACCUGCCCGACCUGUCCUCCUUCCUGGACGAUGACGGCUACAUCACCUUCCCCGAUCUGUCAGAGAUGCGCUUUCUCCCUGAGUGCGCGCAGAACUUCCUGCCCAUUAAGUCACCGUCACUCAUCCCCUGCUUCCUCUUCAUCUUCUUCUUCCUGCUCUCCACCUCCUUUUCCGUGCCCUACGCCCUCACCCUCUCCUUCCCCCUGGCGCUGUGCCUCUGCUACCUGGAGCCCAAGGCAGCCUCCCUGACCGCCUCCAUAGCCCAGGGCUACCAUGACCAUGACAGUUCAGAGGAAGAGGAGACUGACAGCGAACAAACUGACUUUGCCUUUGAUGGAGAGAUGACUGCAACAGAGUCGGAUGCAGAUGAGGACUCUGAGAUGCGGACUCAGUAUAGUUUCAUAAGAAGAGUAAAAGGGGAAAACGUUUUUAUCAAGCAUAGUAAUCUGAUGCUAGAGGACUCCUCACCUCCAGCAGAGAUGGUCAAGCACCAAACCAACAUCAGCGAACUGAAGCGCUCCUUCCUGGAGACGGGCUGCAGCACGCCGGGCCUUACCGAAUGGGAGAAGAGACUUUCCUCGUCCCCCGCUCGCUCACCCAGGGCGGAUGAGGCGCCGAUGAUAGAGCCGCUGGAGCUUGAAGACAAGCAGCCUGCAGGAGAAGAGACAAAAGGGGUGGUGGAGCCUAAAGCCACUGAGGCGGCAGGAUAUCUGGUGAAAUACGUGGUGGAUAGUAUUGGGACUGAUUUAGCCACCUCCUCGGGGCCACACGGGAUUAGUCUGUCAACCACUAUGGAUGAUGACGUCUUCAUGGACAGGACCCUCAGGGAGGUGGAAGAAAAAACCCCUGACUCCCAGGAGGAGGUGUCGGAGAGGUCGUUGGUGAAGGUCAGCCCCGGAGCUGUCAGGCAGGAAGUGUCCCAGGCCAUCAGCGACAAGAAGGGUAUGCUCAUUAUCUUGAAGGAGGUGGAGGAUAAAGAAGAGGGCAAAGACACAAGUACUGUGGAUGAAAUCGAGCAGUCUGUAGUCCCCGAAGAGGCAAAGGAUGAGGAAAAGGAAAUCUCUACCUCUGAAGACAAAGAAGGUUUGAAAGAAGAUACUUCUGUUGUUAUAGAAGCCAAAACUGUGGUAGUCAAGACUCAGAGUCCGAAGAUGGAGAUGAAAACUGGUGACAUGAGUGAGAUUAAAGGCGCUGACUCCCCUAAAAAGGCCAUGGCAUCGUGGAUUUCUGAGGAGGUGAAGACCGGGGCUCCUGAGGUCGUCAGCGUAAUGACAAAGGCAGUAAAAGAGACGAAAACCUCUGACGCCCUGCAGAAGAAAGCAGAAAUCUUCACCUUCGAAGAGGGGCAGUCGAAGUCCGGCCUGACUCAGAUCACACUUUCUGAGUCUACGACCACAUCCUUAGCUGCGUCUACGCUGGGAUGGGUUUCCUCCUCUCAAAAGGCAUCAGCUGAACCAGAGGAGAAAGCAGCGGUUGCCACAGAGACGGAGGCAACGGCUCCCAAGUCAACGAGUCCUGAUGCUGUCACGGAGGGAACCAAAGAGACUCCUGUGAUCCACACAGAGACAAAAACUAUCACCUAUGAGUCUGCAGAGGUUGACACUAAUGGUGACUUGGAUCCCGGGGUGUUGCUGAGUGCUCAGACCAUCACCUCUGAAACCACCAGCACCACGACAACCACACACAUCACGAAGACGGUGAAAGGAGGGAUAUCGGAGACGAGAAUCGAAAAAAGGAUCGUCAUCACGGGGGAUGCGGACAUCGAUCACGAUGAGGCUCUGGCUCAGGCCAUAAAGGAGGCUAAAGAACAACAUCCUGACAUGUCAGUGACCAAAGUAGUGGUACAUAAAGAGACAGAGAUCACGCCAGAAGAGGGGGAGGACUGACCCAGGAGUAACACUGAGGGCUGUUUUUCUGUUCAACCUCCCAGAAUCCAAAACCCAGAACGCCACACGUUACCCCAGGAUUGUCAGAGGACUGGAAAGGCCUCCUACUCUCCAAAUGCUGCAGCUCGCCGCUAGUCGCAACCAUCACCUGCAAGACAAAUAAAUGCAUUUUGCAUGAGAAGGACGCAACGUC